UGACGUCGCCGAGGAGGGAACACUGCAGUCUGUCUUCCGCAUUCAUCGCGAGCCUACCUCAUAUUCCGCAGUGUUAACCUGUUGGGGUUCUCGUCAGUGAAACAAAUUUCUCGAAACAGCUAUGGCAGACGUCGAAACACGGCACCGGCAUUCGGAGAAGCACACCCAAAGGAAAAGAAAUAAGGCAAGGCGAGAAAGAACUAAAGGUAAAGAAGUUUCGGAUGUGAAGGAGGGCAAGAAGGGCCAUAAGAAAGGCAGCAAAUCGAAAAGAACAGAGGGCAGAGAAGUAACGGCUGAGAGCAGAGCGGAGGGCAAAUCAGUGGCCCGGAAGUCUGAAGGCAGGACCACGACUUCUUCGGGGAAGGCGGAGGGCAAGACAGCGAGGCGAGGGAGGAGGUCCCCAGGGCUUGCGGCGCGUGCUGGCAAGACAAAGGCGCUCAAGCGGUCCCCUGCCAAGCAUAAAGCGGCACGGCGCAGUGGUGCAGCCAAGGGCAGGCAGGCCGCCUGUGGCAGGACAAGCAAAUCUCGCAGCUCAAGGAAGACCCGCAAAGAUUCUUCACACAGUGAGGGCUGUUCAACUUGUUCAGAGGAUAGUUACAGUGACAGCGAAAGUCAUUCUGAAAACUGCAGCACUUGCAGUGACUAUGAUACUGGCAGUGAUCAAAGUGACUCUCCAUGCUCCUGCUCAGAGUGCUACAGUGAAGACGACUUGAGCCCUGAUGACACCCCACUGAAGUCGAAAAAGAAACGGAAGUAAUAAGUUUAAAUUUAGAACUUGGCUGAAAUUUUUAAAUUUGAGACCUCAUCUCAGCAAUUUGCUUGUAAAUGUAAUGUGAUUUAAAUUUUAACUGGGAAUGGUUUUAAAUAUUAAUGGCUGGUACCAAUGUGUGUAAUUUAGAAUUCAGAUAUUCACAAUAUUUAAGUGUGCAUGCUUUUAUAAGUGUAACUCUAAAGAAACGUUCCUCAAUAAAUUCACUUCGUAUACAA
Messenger RNA from Schistocerca gregaria, 987 nucleotides. RefSeq lists its product as uncharacterized. The record is from RefSeq and is a predicted model, not a curated record. The transcript has 4 exons. Lineage: Eukaryota; Metazoa; Arthropoda; Insecta; Orthoptera; Acrididae. The coding region runs from base 122 to 757 and encodes 211 amino acids.